UGCAGGUGUUCUUCCUCUCUGUAGUGAACAAAAAAUCAAGACACCGACGACGGCACACUCAACAGUUAGACACAGACAUAUUACACCGAGACGACUGCGGGUAUGCGGGCGCAGGGAUCGUCGGCCGGCAUGGGCUUCACCAUGGCGGGAGGCGGAGGCUCCCCCGCCGUGCCUGACGCGCUCUUCGAGUCCGCCGCCGACUGCUUCGUGUGCGACAAGAAAUUCCACGCCUUUCGACGCAAGCAUCGCUGCCGGGUACAGUACCGUGAAGACCUGAUUAGACCCCGCCAUUUUCUAACUUUUUGACUCGCUUCCUUAUUUGUGGCAAAAUUUGCAGGCGUGUGGCAAUGCGGUUUGUGGCGGCUGUGCGCGCACCCACAAAGUGAUGCCCAGCUCGACCAUAAUGCGCUACAAUAAUGAGCCUGUACGUGUGUGCGACCGCUGUAUUCGGGAUCAGAAUCAGAUGAUGCUCGAGCGUCGACGCGCUGAGGACGUAGAGCGCGCGAGAGCUCGUCAAGUGGCGGCGCUGGAGGAAGAAGAGCGCCAACGCGAGGCAGAACGUACCCAGAGAGAACGAGAAGUGGCGGAAGCACAGGCUCGACGUGAGAUGAGACUUCGAGCUAUUGAGGAGAAACAUCUGGGCCCACGACCGGAUCUGAGGACGUUAAAGUCAAGAUACUCGAGAAGUCUGGACGACUGUGCACGUGAUGCACCACCUCAGUCGCUAUACUCGAAGGAGCUGAGCUCGUUUAUUGAAGAUGCCGAGAAGAGAUCAGUCGCUUUGGUUGCUAAACCAUACGCGACUGGGGACAUUUUUGAAGAUAAAAUGGACUUGGAUAGCGCGGAGGCCGUGGAGACAACAGUGGUGCAGGAAGCAGAGGAAUGUGCCAUUUGUCUAGAGACUAUGGAUGUCGGAGAUGCGAUUUACACGACGGCGUGUGGACACAGUUUCCACUGGAGCUGUCUCAAGGAUAUUCAGAAGUCGGACUCGAGCAACUACGACAAGUGUCCGUCGUGUCGUGCCACGAUGACAGAAAUGCAGGUCAAGAAGCAGUGUGAUCACCCUCGAGUGCGGCUUGGACACCGGUUUUGUCGUGACUGUGGCGCAGCAGUUACAGAAAGAGACGCCAAGCCUAGAGCUGAUGAGUCUGGUGGCGCAGUGGGCGGAGCAGGUAUGCGGAUGUCGACUCCUUCUGGUGGACCGGACUUGAAUCAACCCGUUUCGUAUCGGGCGAGCUCGCACGGCGCACUUGUACGCUGUCCGCAAUGCCACAUUCAGAUGCGCGUGCUCCCUCACAUGUACAACAUGAGGGUAGCAUGUCCGUCAGGCCACAUGUUCCUGGUUCAGGUUGCUGGACAAGCAGGAAAUGGUGGUGGUGGACGCGGUGGAUACAGCUUUGGAUCGCGUGGAGGACUGGGCGGUUCCCGAGUGCCAUCGCGUGGUAUGAGCAUGGGCUAUCCAGGCUCGUACUACCGCUCCACAAAUGCUUACUCGGAGCUGUAGUAACUUAAGAACCAACAACACCAAGACCAAAAUGUGCGCGCGGCGUGAAGCGAAAGUAGCUCGGCUCGGCGCCAACUCGAUCAGAAGAUAAAGUCUUCUGGCAACGCUUUUUAUACUAGCUUACAAGCAAACUUACUAACAAUUGGACUGUGUGUCCAGUACACACGUGUUAGACAGAGAGGGUUUCCUUGCGGCGAUGAGCAUUGAUAACAAACGCCUUUAUCGUUGGCAAAUUGGUUUUGCGUUUGACAAGUGUUUCCUAGACAAAUCUUGACAAUUCACUAGGAACACUAGGACACGACGAUCUUCACCAUGUACGAAGUCCAUACUGUUUGCCCUCGCACGACCCGGCCGUUGUUUGAAUACAACCAGUCAUCGUUGGUUCGAACAUUCACAAUAUGCGCUUGCGGUUUAAUCUUGGGCACUGGAAUGUCUUCACCAGUGCCUUGAGUAGCCCAGUCCUGGUCGACUGUGGCAAUCGCCUGGACGUAGUACGUUCCAGCUGCCGGGAAUUCGACAUCAGCGUUGAACGAACCCUUGUUGUUGGUUCCCACUUCCAGACCCA
This is a messenger RNA of Phytophthora nicotianae INRA-310, 2069 nucleotides long. RefSeq lists its product as hypothetical. Bases 386 to 1504 code for a protein of 372 amino acids. Gene Ontology annotation, molecular function: metal ion binding; ubiquitin binding; phosphatidylinositol-3-phosphate binding. The transcript is spliced from 2 exons. The record is from RefSeq and is a predicted model, not a curated record. Gene Ontology annotation, cellular component: ESCRT-0 complex. NCBI's taxonomy places the organism in Eukaryota, Oomycota, Peronosporomycetes, Peronosporales, Peronosporaceae. Gene Ontology annotation, biological process: protein transport to vacuole involved in ubiquitin-dependent protein catabolic process via the multivesicular body sorting pathway; protein targeting to vacuole.